UUAAAUGUUGUGUUUCUAUUUUUCUCUGAACCUCUUUGAAAAAUGGAUAUUUUUAUUGUCAAAAGGUAUGAGCCCCUUUAAAUACGGUUCAAUGUGAUUAAAUUAUCUGCUCAUUCCCUAGGAUAGAUAUAACUCUUCCGACUGAAGCUUAAUCAGUCCGUUUAUAAUCGCUCCGAUAACGGAUACUCGCGGAAAAACUGGUCGCGUAUACCGGGUGUUCCGGAGAGGUCGAAAACCGAAAUCCUUUAUUCCUACGUUAAACUGAGCGAUGAAUUGUCGAUUCGUUAUUCAAUAUUAAAAAGCAGCAAAAACUUUACUUUCUAAGGUAGUGUUAAUCAGUGUUACGCAUAUAUUUGCAUAUAAGUUUGACCUGGAGCUACAUGUUUCUCCGACUUGGGAAUGAGCUACAAAUUUGGGAACUGAUUGUUACGACAAAGUGCAAAAUGCCACGAAGAAGUCCCAAAUAUAAGAAGUACGGAAUGUGUUAAGUUAACUUAUUAAAAGCAAAUGUAGUUUUCUAUAUUUCUGUAUUCCGCCGUGCGCGUGGACGGGGACUCUUCCUAGCUCCGUCCGAGACACCUUGUACAGGCGGUCUCUCUCUCUCUCUCUCUUGCGUUUUCGUCGGCUCGCUAUCAGCAGAUAGCGGUGCACCUGAUGGGCCGACGGUGCCCGACGCAGGUCGACGGAGGCCGUCGUUGGCAGUCCGCACCUCGCCAGACCCGCGAACGGCCGGCACCGCACCCGCGAGCAAGAUGGCGGCGACGCACCUCGACAUGGGCCUCCGGUGCAUCAAGUACCUCCUCUGCGCCGUCAACUCCCUCUUCGUGUUGACCGGGGUUAUGAUCAUUUCCGUCGGAACGGCAAUUUAUGCCGUUUACGAGGAUUUUUCACACUUUCUGGAUCCCAGCUACUUUUCCCCCGCGACUCUGCUGAUCGUCGUUGGUGCAUUUGUCUUCGUUAUAGCAAUUUUAGGGUGCUGUGGAGCUCUCCGGGAGAGUACAUGUAUGGUUUUAGUGUUUGCAGUUUCUUUGAGUCUGGUCUUGAUUUUGGAAGUUGCGGCCGCAAUUGCAGCGUACGCCCUCCAAGAUGGCAUCAAGAGUCUCUUAGCGGAGAAAAUAAAUGCAACGAUGCACAUAUACGACACGAAUCACGAGGCUGCCGCUGCUGUAGACUUUAUGCAGUCACGGUUACAUUGCUGCGGUUACUACAGCCAUCGAGAUUGGGAUGCGGUGACGUGGGGCACCGACGACGGCGUAGCAGUUCCUGACUCGUGUUGUGCAUGGAGCACUAGACCCGAUAUAUCGGUCAAUACCACGGUUUGCGGUGGUUUCUACGAAGAGGGCUGCCUCGGACGUCUUUCCAUAAUCGUGCAUCGCAGCACCGUUUACUUGGGCACAGGAGCAUUCGCCAUUGCUCUUAUUCAGUUGACAGGAAUAAUGUUUGCGUGCAUGCUGGGACGCGCGAUCAGGAGACAGAAGACCGAACGGGAGAGACGCCGCUGGGAGCUUCGCGAGAGUCUGGUCAACGGAUACCACCCGGUUGGCAAAUCGGACCCCGUGUCUUCGUUUCCCGUAGUGUACACGCAAUCCCCGGAUUACCCCCUGAAGGAACCCACUAUUUAAUAUCUCCGAUUUAUAAAUGUUUCCCCUCGAAAUAUCCAGUCAUCGGUGGGUUCACUCCGAGCUGAUUCUACAUCGACCAAAACUGGAUAUCGUAAAAGUUUGACAACGAUCGGUUUUUAUUAAAAGCAAAAAUACGCAAGUGUUAAUUCAUUCUAUCGAUUUCCACGAAUUUAUCAUGUAAUCGCCCAUUUUCAUGGGCAAACGUACAAAAGAAUUCUGCUCCAUUCAAAAGUGUAAUAAUAUCCUAAGUAGAUUAUGUCAAUUUUUCUUUCUUCUCGAUUUCAAUAAGAUUUGAAUAACCAUUUCAUUAAUAUCCAUUGGUUAGCUAUCAUUUUGGAGAAGCAUUUGUCAUUUUGCAGAGGAAAAAUGACCUUUCUUGUAAACUCGCGAACGGAAUGAAUAUAAAUCGAAUUACACUAAACUUUUUUUUUAUUACUGAAAUAUGUAUCACUAAAGGAGAUUUAAAGCUUUUUAGCUUGUUUGAUCUAUAACAACUGCUUAUUUUUCGAGAAUUUUGACUAAAAAACGCCCCAAAGUAUUGAUGGCAAUUUUAUGAGAACAUCAUCGAGUUUCCUGACCGAGUGUCAAAACGCGUCAGUAGAAAUGGCGACGUCACUGCCAAAUAACCACUGAAUUUGGCGACCUGGUAGACUUGGUAGACUGGCCCCUUAAGUGUACACUUUAUUCUUUGUACAGUGAUGCAUUAUGUGUACAUCAAAGACGGUAUACAAACCAUUGUAAUGUAUAAUCACUACUUUCUCGCAGCUAUUCUACACGUUACAUCGACGAGAAACGCAAACUAGUACAACUGGCUUACCAGUACACCGUUAUAACUCUCUUACUUGUCAUUGGUAUGAUAUGUAUACUAUCCGAUAUGAAAAUGCUGAGAAAUACAUUAUCGAUACGAUC
Messenger RNA from Orussus abietinus, 2531 nucleotides. Its product is annotated as CD63 antigen. The record is from RefSeq and is a predicted model, not a curated record. Bases 753 to 1622 code for a protein of 289 amino acids. Lineage: Eukaryota; Metazoa; Arthropoda; Insecta; Hymenoptera; Orussidae. The transcript is spliced from 5 exons. Gene Ontology annotation, cellular component: membrane.